UUAACAGUGGAUGAUGCUCCGGCAAUGGUUGGGAAACACAAAGGUUUACUAAAAUGUAUUGAAAAUGAGGCCUCAAAAGUCGGUAAUACAUCAAUGCUAAAUUUUCAUGGCAUUAGUCAUCAGGAGAAUCUAUGUGUCGAAGUCCCUCAAAAUGGACGACGUCAGGAAAGUGGUCGUUAGAAUAGUUAACUUCAUGAUAUCGAACGGGUUGAAUCACCGUCAGUUCCAAGAAUGACUAAAGCCUUUGCACCCAGAUUAUAAUGACGUUACAUUUUAUGCAGAAGUAAGAUGGCUGACCCGUGCCAAAAUGUUUAAAAUAGUGUUUGAUUUGCAGCAAGAAAUACAAUCAGUCUUUGCUGGCAAGUCAAUAAGUAUCCCAGAGUUUGAAGACAAAGAGUGAGUUUGCGACUUUGCCUUACUGGCCAAUAUAACUCUAAAUGACGUCAAUACACGUCGACAAGGGAAAGAUCAAUUAAUUAAUAAGAUGUAUGAUCAUAUUUCUGCAUUUCAAAUGAAACUUGGUCUUUGGUAA
Molecule: messenger RNA, 532 nt
Organism: Lymnaea stagnalis (great pond snail)
Lineage: Eukaryota; Metazoa; Mollusca; Gastropoda; Lymnaeidae
Source: the annotation of a GenBank genome assembly